Messenger RNA from Grus americana (Whooping crane), 5766 nucleotides. RefSeq names its product beta-1,3-galactosyltransferase 5 (gene B3GALT5). Gene Ontology annotation, molecular function: N-acetyl-beta-D-glucosaminide beta-(1,3)-galactosyltransferase activity. The transcript is spliced from 4 exons. The coding region runs from base 451 to 1497 and encodes 348 amino acids. Gene Ontology annotation, cellular component: membrane. Lineage: Eukaryota; Metazoa; Chordata; Aves; Gruiformes; Gruidae. The record is from RefSeq and is a predicted model, not a curated record.
UUACCGGUGCCGCAUCGCAGCUUUCCCUCGCUUCUCGCUCCGGAGACACGGAGGAUCACGCACCGCCUGGCUCGGGAUGGCCGGGCUGCGGGGGGAUCGGGGGAGACUUCACCAACUGUAGCCGGCGCCUCCCGGUAGGAAGGGCAUCCCGCCUGCCCGCUGCAGCUCCCGUGCAACAUGGCCAGAGCCGCCGGAGGAUGCAUUGCAGGCGUCUGAGCCUGUGAACCUGUCCCCAGAUAAAGACCAGGAUCAGUUAGGACAAACACAGGGCAACGUUUUCAUCGCCGUCCUGCGUGUUUGCUGAGACCUUGGAUAAAAUGCUUAAAAAGAAGACGACCCACAGGGUACAGCAGCUGACCCAACGUCAAAUAUGUGACUCAUGGCCCCUCCAGCAAAAAGAUCGGGAGCAGUUUCUGGGUUGGUGCAAGAACCCCACAGGAUGCAAAGAAGAUGAAGAUGGGAGGAACCUGUCUGGGUCUGCCAGUUGGCCAGCACUUGCUGACUCUGGGACACAGGCACUUUUCAAACAAAUGGAGAAACAUGAUGGAUUUCAGAAAAUUCAGACUGUUUGUUUGCCUUGUAGGGCUCAGCUGUAUUAGCUUCUGGGUUUUUUACAACAAUUUGACUGAAUUCUGUAUAUUCUGUGAAAACAGCCAAGAUUACAUAUUCCCCAUAGAGACUUUUAGGAGAAUCGAAGGAAACUUCUCACAUCUCCCAGAUAUAGACUGCCGUAAGAACCCGCCUUUCCUUGUCCUGCUUGUGACAUCCUCGUACCAUCACAUUGACGCCAGGAUGGCCAUCCGGCAAACCUGGGGGAAGGAGAGAAUAGUUGCUGGCAAGCGCCUGGUGACAUAUUUCCUCCUGGGAAGCACUGUGAACCUCAGCCAGCAGGCUGAUAUUGCUGCUGAAAGCCAAAAGUACAAAGACAUUAUUCAAAAGAAUUUUACAGACACAUAUUACAAUUUGACUUUGAAGACCAUGAUGGGAAUUGAAUGGAUUCACAGAUUUUGUUACCAGUCCAGCUUUGUGAUGAAAACAGACACAGAUGUGUUUGUCAAUGUUUUUUACCUCACUGAGCUUCUAAGGAAAAAGAGGACCACUAGAUUCUUCACAGGCUUUUUAAAACUGCAUGAGUUCCCCAUACGGAAAAGAGGGAGUAAGUGGUACGUGAGUAGAGAAGAGUAUCCAGGAAAGACCUACCCGCCAUUUUGUUCCGGGACCGGAUAUGUUUUAUCCACUGAUGUUGCUAGUCAGAUCUAUAAUGUUUCAGAGAGUGUUUCAUUCAUGAAACUGGAGGAUGUAUUCAUAGGACUGUGCCUUGCCAAAUUAAAAAUUCAACUGGAGGAGCUUCAUUCAGAGCAGACAUUUUUUCCAGAAAGGAUUAGGUUCUCUGUUUCUCACUUUAAGAAAAUUGUGAUGUGCCAUGAAGUAGAACCGUCUGAGCAGCUGAGCUACUGGUAUCACUUAGUGACAGAAAAUUACGGAGGAGUGCUCUAGCACCUUCGCUGCUCGAAUUAACAAACUUAAAUGCUCUGCAUUUGCAGGGCUGCUCUCGACUCCAGCAAAACUCCCAAUUAACUCUAGACCCAUCAUGUUAAAGGCUUUUUUAAUGGUUAUUUUAAUCUGCAUUUCUGCCCAAGAACCCAAGAACACGCAAACUUCUUUCUCUUCCAUUUACUCCCACCUCUUUGUAUCCCUUCUCUACACAAGUUACAAUUGUUAUUUUUUUUUUCUGAAAGAUGCAGGCCUGCAAACCUGCCCUUUCCAUGGACCAGCUCUCCAAAUUUUGCUGCUACAGGACUGGGAACAUUUCUGCAGUGCCAAACUAAAAGUCAAAGUACUUUUGUUCAGAGCAAAAAAUGUGCACCCUCUUCCUGGUUCCCCUUGAUAGAUUACUGCAUUUGCACCCAUCUGUGCAAGCAUUUAUGUAAAGGUGUUUGUAGCUGUCAGGACAUUCCCCACCUGGCAGCCAGCUUUGUGUGGGCAGAACUGCAUACUGGCACAGAUCCCUCCUUCAGUCCACACAGUUUUUUGCAGAGAUGGGAGAAUUUGCCCAUGCAGCGCUCCUGGGACAAUCUUAGGUAUCACUGGUCACCUGGUGAAUGCGUAAGGCUACUGCAUUUGUUUCCCUAUAUGUGCCUCCUGCCAAAAAUGAUAUGUGGUAGAGCCGGAUCUGUGCUCAGUGGAGAGUGUCCUGGUCUUUCUAUUAAAAUAGACCCCGGAGACAUCUUUUAUAUUUGUGUCUCAGUUUGAUUGCUUGAAAGCUACUGUAAGUGGUUUGCCAAGGUUGAACUAGAGUCGCUUACAGUGAGCUAAACAGUACAUCUGAUUUAGACAUUUUUCCCUAUAAGGAACCAGGUGUGUAAGGCAGAGAAGACAGGAGGAUUUUUCUCUUUUAAACAAGACCUAGUGGGAAAAUGUGCCCAAAUAAUCAUUCUGACUGGGAGACUCAUUUCUUGUUUUAUUUCUAAGAAAAGACUCAUGAAAUCACUAGGAUGUUUGUAGGUUUCAGAGAUAAGGAACUGAGUCUUUACAGGAGAUGCUGUGAAAAAUAUAUUUGGGCUAUCAGGAGGGAAGAGGGAAGUUCAUAAAAUCAUGUCUUAUGCAGUAUUCCUAUUUGAUUUACUUUCACACAAAGAAAAGAUCAGUUUUACCAGCAAAGAAGUAUCAAAUACCUAUCCUAUGUGUGAAAUGUUUUUUUCAGAGAGCAGUAAAAGCAGGGCUGCUCCCUAGGGAAGAUGAGCCGGGAGCCAAGGGGAUCUGACUGCCAGCAGGGCUCAGCCCCACACACCCAUGCAAGGGAGCAGGACAGACCCACAGAAGGUGGCCAGGUCCAACCAAGAGUGUCCCAAUCAUAAGGAGGUAUCGUGGUGAUGAGGUAGGUCUGAGGUCAAGCCAGUAAUGGCCAGGCCCUGGUGAUGACAGCUGGGGGUCAGGCCCAGCGUGGGGAACCAGGGCCAGGCGCUGCCCCAGGAUGGGGUGAAGACAUAUGCUGAAUGUGGUAAAAAGCAUGGAGGAAAGACAGGGAAAGAUAUUUUAUUACUUUGGGGUUAUUUAUUGUUUCUUUUCUUUUUAUUGAAGUUUGUGAGGACUGUCCAAGUGUCUCUUUUUACUUCCCUGUGUCUGAAGAGCAGAAUAAAUACUUUCAGCAGGACUAUGCCUCAUCCUGAAAAGUGUUUAAUAGUGGUAAUAAUAUAUUAUUUCUUUUCUUCUGAUGUAGAGUAACCUGAGCUUAUGCACUUAUUUUUGACAACUCAUGAUGAAAGAAAUAAUAUUUAUUUCUUUGGUGGAAGAAUAAUCUUUAUUUUAAGUUUCCCAUUCAGAAAAUAGCUGUGUAUAAGGUGUUUGCAGGGACAUGGCUAUCCAGGUGGGCAGGUGGGUGAUAAAGGAAGCGUUUGCCUUUCCCUAGCGCGUACCCUGUGCCAGGGGGUGGGCAGUCCAACUCCGCGUUGAACAGCAUCUUUCUGCCUCCCAUCCCAAAUUUGCAGAUGUAUCUGCCCUCGGACACAAAGCCCUGCUGUGGCACAUCUACUUUUGCUGCUGCCUUCAGUGUGAUGGGUCAGGCUGAUAAAGGCUAGCAACGGCAUUUUAAUCACUAUUCUUUCCACGUAACCUGCAGAAAUGUCUUUUUGCCAUUCAUUGUUAUUGCAUCCAAGGUGCAAGCUGACUAUUGCUUUAAUUUAUGAAGAAAUGUUGAACAUAAAGGAGUGCUUCUUGGCCUCUCCUAGCUCCCCCUCUUCUGGGGCAGAAGGUCUGUGAGCUGUGACAGCAUAGUGCAGCUUAAUGUUCAUCCUGGCCUCUUUUCAUUCUCAGAGAAAUAAUCCCACAGUCCCUUGUGGGUCUCAAUUCCACCUCUGUGCCUGGUGCCAAUCUCAUCCCAGCUGGCAGGACCAGCCCAACCAUGUAGUCCCAGGGAGCCUGUAUCUCUGCAGAAUAGCUAUUCGUUUACAUAUGAAUGGGUUGACUUGUUCAGCUCCACCAGAUGUUGAGAUCCAAGAAGCAUGGUGGCACCUGGCUCCUGGCAUGGUGUAGCUGCUGGUCUUCUGUCAAGGCUGAGUUUAUGGCCAAAGGGUAAAGACUCCCAUCAGGAGAGAGUAUUUUGGGUUGCUUCCCUGAAUGAUGGCUGCUUGUGAGUGGCAUUAAAAUAUGUCUUAUCUGAGCAGUUUAUGGCUUUGUAUCAUAAAAAAAAGUUACCUUUGAGGGCCAGGUUCUGUUAGACUUCUUGACUGUCUUUUAUUUUAGUUCAGGAGUGCUCUUAAUUACUUGAAUAUAGAUACUAGCUGGGAAGGUGGUGCUAUUCUCUGUUAAUCACAUUUGCAGAUGCUACCCCUAUAUUUUUGGGGCUAAAUUCAUAGCUACCGUGCCAUUGGGAAAAGGUCCUCAGGCAUGUUUUAAGAAGCCAUCCCAUUCUGGAUACUAUUCCCAGGGAGUCUAUUUGUAAUUUCAAGUGACUCGUGCAAGAUGCUUAUCUCUUUAUUACUUCAUUUGAAAUAUUUUGUCCCCACUGAAUAUAUGUUGUUAAGCAUCUAAUGGCCUGCCUAUCUGAAGCAUUUGGCUUAUCACUGCUAAAUCUCCGAUAAGGAGCAAAUGAGAACAAGUUGAUAUGUUAUGGAUUCAGAUAGCCUGUUCCUUUCCCUUUUGCAAAUUAGCUUCCCAAGUGAAUGCUUUAGGUUGCUGCACAUUAUUUUCCUCAACAUAUGAUUUUCUUUGUGCUCACAUAAAUUAGAAAUUGAUUUCAUACUUCUCCCCAUUCAGUAGGCUGCUUUGAAUAAGAAUAUAGUAAAUGAAUAAUUAAUUACUUAAAAUAAAAGGUUAUCCUGCUGGAAAAGGUAAUUUAAGAAAAGUAGCUCAUUGCAUGUAAGGCAAAUUCAUUUAUUUAAACAAAGCCACUGUGCUAGUUAGUUUAUAUGUAUCAGUUAAAUAAAAUCAGCUUUUGCAGCGUAGGCCUCAGAUCAUGACUUUUAACACAAUCGGCAUCAGUGGCCUUUUGCCAAAUUAUGUGUAUUUUCCUAUGAAAGACCAUCACAGAAAAAUCCAAAAUAUAGCUAGAAUUGUAAACACAAUACUGCAGUGUACAUAUACUUAUUUUUAAAAUUUUGUAUAGGCUAAUAAAAGAUUUUAGGUAAUUUUGGGGCAGUUUAUCUGUAAAAGUAGUGCACUAGCCUAACAUUUUUAUGCCUUCUGGUUCAGAUGAUCAUUAAACCAGUUUUUUAUUAAUAGCUUUGGAAAGUUACUCUGAGAAAUUACUCCAGUGCUUCUCAUCUAGUAGGAAGGAGUGUAAAAAUCAGCAGAGCUGAUAGUGUCCUAGAGUUGGUUAGAGUUGUGCAUUUCAGCAUACUCUAUUUCUUCCAACACAAGAUCACUAUUUGAGUACAGAAAAAUGAAUACAUUUUUCACAAUUCUAACUCAUUAACUGACAUAUUUGUAGUUUAGGUUAGGAUUUUAAAAAAUGUCCAUGACUGAUUUGGUCACAUAUCUCAUCUGAUUCAGUAUUACUGUGGAAGUAUAACUCUUCUAGGCACUUUUGAGAAUAUAGAGUAGAUUUUUGUAAUGAAACAUUUGCCUUAUGUAAAAGCUGAACAGAACACAAGGGCUAACUGUCUGUAAUGGAUCUGAUAGGAAUGCUGCUCUUUUGGAUUUGUGAGGGUUACUAUAUAAUGUUAAUAUAAAAUGCGUGACAAUGUUUGCAUUAUUUGCAUAGAACAUGAGAAUGUUGAGCUAACUAUUCAAUGUAUGAUAUUUUAGUAAAGCAUUUUGUUACCACAA